Messenger RNA from Acinonyx jubatus (cheetah), 6858 nucleotides. It is a transcript of the gene GPATCH11, whose product is annotated as G-patch domain containing 11. Gene Ontology annotation, molecular function: nucleic acid binding. Gene Ontology annotation, cellular component: kinetochore. The transcript is spliced from 9 exons. The record is from RefSeq and is a predicted model, not a curated record. NCBI's taxonomy places the organism in Eukaryota, Metazoa, Chordata, Mammalia, Carnivora, Felidae. The coding region runs from base 157 to 951 and encodes 264 amino acids.
GGCUCCUCCCGCCGCAGGUUUCCAAUCGAUUGCUCGCUAAGAAGCUCAGGUGGGAGCUGAGGCUCAGAAGUCCUGUGCAGGUGGGUGGGCGCAUGCGCAGCGCGCGCUCUCACAAGCCGACCCGGGGCGAAUAGAGCUACCAGAUACUUUUGCCAUAUGAAGUUGAACAUGGCGGAAGAAGAGGACUAUAUGUCUGAUUCCUUCAUUAAUGUCCAACAAGACAUCAGACCAGGAUUGCCAAUGCUGAGGCAAAUCCGAGAAGCCCGUCGAAAAGAAGAAAAGCAACAGGAAGCUAAUUUGAAAAACAGACAGAAGAGUUUAAAAGAAGAAGAACAAGAAAGACGUGACAUUGGAUUGAAGAAUGCACUAGGCUGUGAAAACAAAGGGUUUGCUUUGCUCCAAAAGAUGGGAUAUAAAAGUGGUCAGGCCCUUGGCAAAAGUGGAGGUGGUAUUGUUGAACCAAUUCCUCUCAACGUCAAAACAGGGAAAAGUGGCAUUGGUCAUGAGGCAUUACUGAAGCGGAAAGCAGAGGAAAAACUAGAAAACUAUAGGAGAAAGAUCCACAUGAAAACCCAAGCCGAAGAAAAAGCCGCAGAGCAGUUUCGACUGCGAUUGAAACAUAAGCAGGAUGAAGUGAAGCUGGAAGGGGACCUUAGAAGAAGCCAGCGAGCCUGCCAGCAGUUGGAUACUCAGAAGAAUAUUCAGGUUCCUAGGGAAGCAUGGUACUGGUUGGGGCUUGAAGUGGAAACCGAGGAAGAGGAAGAGGAAGAAAAAGAACACGAUGAAGAUGAAUAUAAGAGUGAAGACUUGAGUGUACUGGAAAAAUUACAAAUAUUGACUGGUUAUUUAAGAGAAGAACAUCUGUAUUGUAUUUGGUGUGGAACAGCCUAUGAAGAUAAAGAAGACCUCUCUUCAAAUUGCCCAGGACCAACUUCUGCAGAUCAUGACUAAGAUUAUUCUCAAUAAAGUAGAAACUUGGAAAAUGUUACUGUUUUCUAAAAAUAAACAAUUGAGCAGUUAGAAUUCCCAAAUUAUGCCAGUUAAAGAAAGAGGGCCUUUUUAUAUGUUUUGUUCUUUUUGUGAUUUUAGAAGCACUUUGUACUUUAUAGUUGUUCAUUGAUUUCAAAAAAAAAAUAACAAUGCUGUUUCAGAACGCAAGUGUUAUAGACAUGGGCAAACACAAUUUGUGACUCUGUUGUGAUGCUAUGGGGCUCAAGGACACCAAUAGGUAACUCCCUCAUUCCUCUCUUCACUUUGGAACAAAGUGAGAAGUAAGACAUGGGAGUCAGAGAGAGAUCAACAUGUCAGCUUUAUUAUCAGUGACGUUGAGAUAGAGAGCAAGGUUGACUUGUUCUCCUAUUAGGCUCCCUAAAAUAUCUCCCUGACUGGACACAACUGCAGACCUCUGCCUUGCCGGGGAUGGAGCCUACCUUUGCCUUCUGAGAGCAUUUAGCUUUCAAGGAGAGAGGACCCACUAGGGGCGGGGCCACACGUGCUAAGUUCCUUCUCCUAAAAUCACAUCUCAGAUAAGACACUUCUCUGUUGAGAGGGAAUGAAUGACGGUUCACAGAGCUUGCUCCCAUACUUCUCUCUCCCAAGGAGCAAGAAAAAGUCCCUUCCCUCCAUGCAGAUAGGAGGAAGGAAAAGCAUCCCCCUCAAUAAGACUGAUGUCAGGCCAUGUUCCAUUAACACUACUUCAUUCUAGCCAAUUUCAGAAACAAAAUAAUUAUGAUACUUGUGGGUAAAUCAUGAGUUUUCAUGACAGUGUGUAUAUCCACUAUAAGUGAAGAUUGCAAGUUUUAGCUAAAGAAACUUUAGAAUUGGAAGUAAUCUUAACUAUCAGGUUAUCCAAGUACUUCCUAAAUUUGGGAGCCCUUGGACAACAUUCCCAGCAGUUUGCAAUCUAACCUCUGCCUUUAUUUCUCCAGCCACAGAGAACUCACUGCCUUAAAAUGGAUUGUUCCAUUGCUGGGUAGCUAUAAGUGAUUUUUAAAGUUAUUUUUCUAAAAUCUGCUUCUCUAUAAUGUCACCACAUAUAGCUAAGGACAUACCAUGUAGCACACCUCUAGAUAUCUUCAGACAAAAUUGGGCAUCAAAAAUCCUGAACUUUUUUUAAAGUUCACAAGCUCAGGUACCACCCGUAGUGAUUUUGAUUCGGCUAGUCUAGGGUAGUUUCUAGAUAUCUGUAUUUGUAUAAAGUGCUAAGAAUACAUCUGAUAAGCACCUGUGCAUUAGGACUAAUGCUACAGGUUAAAUACAGAGCACUGUUACAUUCUUGGGGAUCCAGUUUUAUAGCUAACCUCUCUUUCAGUACCACUGAGCAAGAGAUCAGCCUCUUCUUUUAGAAACAGUAUACACAAGAACAGAGCAAAAGCAUAACCUGUAUUUGCAUAAGUUAAGAUAAUCAAUAGCACAACUUGUAUCAGCCUUUGCCCUAAUAUAACCUAAUCCAUUUGUUCUCAAGUUUAGCUUGGGGAGCUUUAAAAAUGAUAAUACAAGGGGUGCCUGGGUGGCUCAGUCGGUUAAGUGUUUGACUCUUCAUCAUCACAAUUUCGUGAGUUGAAGCCCCACAUCAGGCUCUGCGCUGACAGUUUCCCAUCGGCAGAGGUUCUGAUGUAAUUGGUCACUGUGGCCUGAGCGUGACCACCUUUGACUCUGAGAUGCAGCAAAACUUGAGAAUCACUACACUAGUUAACUUCUGGGCCUCCAGAAAAUGAAGCAUUAUUUUUAUGAAUAUAAACACACAUAUAAAAUACUAGAGCUUAUACUGUUGUAUAAUAGUAUUAAAUAUUUACUUUUUCACUUAACAAUAAAAUUGUAUUAAUAGCUGAAACAAAGGAGUUCAUCUUUCCUGGGAAUUACAGUCAGAUACUCUCCCGUCAUUUCAGCCAGUAUACUGCCAUCCAUGCAGUCAUUCCCAAAGCCAUGUGGGUUGUUUCAGAUGGAAUGGAGUUAGUCACCAGCUUCCUUUUCUACUACUGACUGUGGGGACAACCAUCCACCUGCCUAAUGGCCAAGAAUAUUUUUAAUACGUUCAUGCUCAGAAUAUGGGAAUAAUUUUGAUAGAAUCCAUGACUCCACCAGAUUUGUGGUUCGCAUUUCCAGGUCAAGGCUUAAAACUAGGCUUACCUUGGAGAAUGGGAAACAUUCCUUAUUCUUAUCCAUUGACAAUUAAAAAUACAGGCUUCCAGGGCGCCUGCGUGGCUCAGUCAGUUAAGCGUCCAACUAUUGAUUUUGGCUCAGGUCAUCAUGAAAUGGAGCCCUGCAUCUGGCUCUGCACUGACAUCAUGGAGCCUGCUUGGGAUUCUCUCUCCCUCUCUCUCUGUUCUUCCCCUGCUUGUACUUUCUUUUCCUCUCAAAAAUACAUAAUAAACUUAAAAAAAAAAUACAGGCUUCCAAUAUGAGUAAAAAUUUACUUUUAUUAACAUAAGCCUUUACUGAUUUCAAAACUAGACAAUAAUGAAAACCAAGAUAAGCAAAACAUUAGAAUUUUUAAAUUUGCUUUAGGGAAUUUGAAUUUGCUUCAGUGAAAUUUAUGUAAAAUUUGAAACAUAAUAUGUCGUGUUGUCAUUUACUUUUAUUUAUAUUGUGCUUUGUUUCCUUUUUUUUUUUUUGAGUGCUUUGUUUAUUUUCAAAGUCCAAUCUAUAAUUUCUAAAGUCUUUCAUUUUCCUAAAAUAUAAAUCCAAAAUACUGGAGCUUCUACAAUUCAAAAUGAAUAGACUUUAAUGUACAAAAUUUGUUUCCCUUAAAUACCCCUUUUUUUAGUGUUAUUUGCCAUUUAACUGUUGAAAUUUGAAAGUGAACAUUAUUAUUUAGUAUUAGACACAUUUUGUAGGAUCAAGCAUAUGAAAUCCUUAAUACUUUUAUUUCCCACCGAUUCAAAAGCAUUUACAGAGUUCCUGCUUUAUGCAGAUCAGUAGGCUCACUGCCUUGGGGUAGACAAAAAUGAGAGAGCCUGUCCCUGCUUUCCAGAAAUUCAUCGAAAGAGCCACACAGGGAAAACUGAGCUCCCAAGGCAAAUUGGUAAGCAUAAUACUGAGGCACUGGACAAGAGCAGAACUAGGAAACUGUUCCAUUCUGGGUGGGGGACAGUGGAACAUGAUGAAGUCACACUGAAUUUGAUUCUGAAUGUCAUUUCAAUACGCGAAGUUAUGAGGAAAGGGUUACAAUAUAACCCAGCACUUUCACUCCCAGUAUUUACCCAAGAGAAAUGAAAACAUACAUCCACAUAAAACUUGCACAUGAAUAUUCAUAGUAGCAUUGUUCAUAAUAGCAGGAAAGUGGAAACAACCCAAAUGUCCAUCAACUGAUGAAUGGAUAAAUUGUGAUAGAGCCAUAGAAUUGAUUAUUAGUUGGCCAUAAAAAGGAAGGAGGUCCUGGUCCAUGCCACAACAUGGAUGAACCUCAAAAACAUUAUGCUAAAUGGAAAAGACCACAUAUUGUAUGAUUCCAUUUAAAUGAAAGUCCAGAUUGGGCAAAAAAAUCUCUUUGGGAUUCUCUCUGUCUCUCUGUCUCUGCCCUCCUCUGUGCACUCUCUCUCUAAAAAAAAAAAAAAAAAAAAAAAAAAAAAAUUUAAAGAUUAAAAAGAUAACAUCGUGGUGAUGGUUGCACUCUCAACAUACAUGACGUCACUGAAAUGUAUAGUUUAAAUGGGUGAAAUGUAUGGUAUGUAUUCUAUCUCAGUAAAAUUGUUAUUAAAAAAAGAAGGAGAUUUUAGGUAGAAACCGUAGUUGAGAGCCAUUGAGUGCAAAACCUUAUUCAGGUAACACAGCUGACCUGUGUGGCAGGAGCUUAGUCAAGUAAGUCAGUGAACAUGGGUCAUGGAGUGGGAACCUCCAGAGGAACAUGGCCCUGUCAACACCUCGACUUUAGCCCAGUGAAACUCACUUCAGGCUUCUGGCCUCCAGAGGUGUAAGAGAAUAAAUGAGUGUUGUUUUAAGCCCCCAAGUGUGUGGUAGUUUUUCAAAGCAGCCAUAGAAAACUAAUACAGGUCUCAACCCCUGAAGAGUCACACAUAUUUGAGAGGUAUUUGCCUCACGGUUUUAUCUCUUCUACUGUUUUUAGUCAGAGUUUAAACCAAUAGUGAGAACACUGUACAUCUAUCAACUGUAGUCCCUUCAUCUGAGACUGUUCUGAGGACAUGCAGGAUUGGGACAGGCCAUAGUUACAGAUAGAGAAUCACACAGACGUCAAGGACAGGGUUGACAUUUAGAUAUAAAGAGUAAAUACCUAAAUGGAGUGUUUGCCAUACUUUGUUCCUUAGUCUGCCUUCCUCUGCAUAAUCUCCCCUGGAUUCAAAGUUGAGCCUCAGGGGUUACUUCCAGAUAAUAUACACAUCACUCUGUGUAUGAAUCCAUCCUCUCUCUCAUGUGUUUUCCACGGUCUGCUCGACCUCUUCACCUCAAUAUUCUGGCAGCAACACAAACAGCAUCUCCAAAUGAGAGCUAACAUUUUACACCCCAUACGUGCUCCCCUCAUCACGUGGACAGAUGUGCGGUGGCCUUCCUAUUGGCUUAAAUCCUAACGAAAAAUUGUAUAAUAGAUAAAAGUGUGACACAAAAUAUCUCUCAAAUAUGUGUGGCUCUUUGGGGGUUAAUCCUAUUGAAGCCUACAUCCUAAUCUGGCUACUCACCUUCAAACAAACCUGGAGGUAAUCUCUGGCGGUACUUUCUCCUUAAUCCUCACAACUAGUCACCGACUCCUCUUGGUUCUGUCCCCAGUAUCUUUCAGGCCGUCUUAGCCUCUCAGCCUUCUGGUCUUUCAAAUAUAGUCUCCUCCUGCUCCAACCCAUUCUAAACACAACUGUUUCAAAGAGCUGGCUGGGUCAUACCGCUGCUCAAAAAACGAAAGCCUUAUUUGUUGCCUUUGGGGGUUACCAGGGCACCAACUCAUUCUAAAAUAUUUAUUCCAUCUAUUCCAUUCUGCUUUAAAGAAAGUUCUUUAUAGAAUAACCACAGAUGAUAAAGAUUACAGAAUCCAAAAAUCUCUAUUUUGCAACCCCUAAUGAAAUAAUGGAUCCAAACAACAAUCUCCAACCAUUAGGUGGAAGAUUGGAAAGAAACUUUAUAGUAGAUUACACCACCAGAACCCACGGAUCAAUCUUAAGAUCACUGAAAAUGAAACAACCAAACAUUAUGUUACUCCUGAAGAGAUGUCAAGGAAAGUAUACACCAUCAUCUAUGCAGUAUUCUUGGGGAAAAAACUUGAACCAGAAUCAAAUCAAGCUUCUAGUCCUAACUAGACACCAUGGGGAUACCAUCAGUCAAGUCCUGAAUGAAGGAAAUUCCACAGGAUAUAUGAUCUAGUUCCGUCCUUAAAUAAAUGGCAAGAGGAAAGAAAUUUAAAACAGGGGUAAAUGUUACAAAGCAAAAGAGACAUCAGCUAAAUGCAAUGUUGGAUCCUGAUUUAAACAACUGGCCAAAAUAUAUUUUUGUGAAGAAAACUGAACACAGACUGGUUACUAUACAACCAUCAAGGAAAUAUUAAUUUUGUUGAAUGACAAUGUAUCAUGGCUUUGUUAAAAUUCAAAAGAUCUUAUGUCAGAAAUACAUUUUUAAGUAUUUACAAGUGAAAUGACACAAGGACUGAGAUUUGCUUUAAAAUACUCCAGUAGAAGAAAAUUUAAAAAAGGAAGGGGGGUUGGGACACCUGUGUGGCUCAGUCGGUUAAGCAUCUGACUCUUGAUUUUGGUUCAGGUCACCUCACAGUUUAUGAGAUCGAGCCCCAUGUCUGGCUCUGCACUGACAGUGCACAGCUGCUUGGGAGUCUCUCGCUACCUUUCUCUUUGCCCCUGCCCUGCUUGUACAAGCUAGCUCAUUCUCUUUCAAAAUAAAUGAUUAAACAUUAAAAAAAAAAAA